UCCACUCUCUCCUCUCAGCGCUAUAUUAACAGACCGGCGCCGGAGCACACGGAAGCAGAAGAGAAGUUAACAGACCGAAACAAUCUUCAAGAACUACGAAAAGACAAUCUUUUGGACUCUAUUCAUUUCACUGAAGAACACUUGGACCUACAUCUUUACACUUAUAUCUGUACUUACUUGAAUCAAGCAUCAUGUCUCAGCAGCAAGUCAGCCUCCCAGCUAAGCUCAUUAAUGGAGGAAUUGCUGGAAUUGUUGGGGUUACUUGUGUCUUCCCCAUUGACUUGGCAAAGACCAGGUUGCAGAAUCAGAGACGAGGUCAGCAGGUCUACAAGAAUAUGAUGGACUGCCUUGUCAAGACAGUUCGAUCAGAGGGGUACUUUGGCAUGUACAGAGGUGCUGCAGUUAAUUUGACCCUGGUCACCCCUGAGAAGGCAAUCAAGCUGGCAGCUAAUGACUUCUUCAGGCAUCACCUCUCCAAGGAUGGAAAGGGGCUGACGGUGUUCAAAGAGAUGCUGGCAGGUUGUGGUGCAGGCAUGUGCCAGGUCAUUGUCACCACCCCAAUGGAAAUGCUCAAGAUACAGCUGCAAGAUGCCGGCAGACUUGCUGCCCAGCAUCAGAAACCCAUCAUGAUGUCUCCCACCAAGCUUGUGGCCACUAACACCGUGCUCAGUCGUUCCUACAACUCAGGCACAGUGGUGUCAGCACCACGAGCUGUAUCCGCCACACAGAUUGCAAAGGAGCUCCUCCACACAAAAGGCAUCCAGGGGCUCUACAAAGGGCUGGGGGCAACACUGAUGAGGGAUGUUCCCUUUUCUGUUGUCUACUUCCCGUUGUUUGCCAACCUGAACAACUUGGGCAAGCCCAGUCCUGAGGAGUCGUCACCCUUCUAUUGGGCUUUCCUCUCAGGCUGCGCUGCAGGUUCCACUGCUGCUGUGGCUGUUAACCCCUGUGAUGUGGUGAAGACCAGACUGCAAUCACUGAACAAAGGGUCCAGUGAGGAGACUUAUAAUGGAGUUGUGGAUUGCGUGAGUAAAAUAAUGCGGAAGGAGGGGCCCUCUGCAUUCCUGAAAGGUGCUGGCUGUCGAGCUCUUGUCAUCGCUCCCCUGUUCGGCAUCGCACAGGUUAUGUACUUUGCUGGUGUUGGAGAAUUCAUCCUGGACAACUCACCUCUGAACAUCCUGUCUGCGUGAGAGCACAUCAACUUGCUGGCUAUGCAUAGGACCUUCUGAGCGUAGAUAGUAGAACAACUGGCAGCUACAUACAUCAGUUUACAGAAAAAAAUCAAACAAGUCUUGUCUGACAGUCAGAAAGGCUUACGAAGACCUUUGAUUUCACCUUCUGUAGGUCUGACAGCUGUGUUGCACUAAAACACUUUGUGACUUAUUCAGUAGUGGAUAACCUACGUUUGCACUUGAAGCUGUUAGCCUUACUGGGCCGAGGGACUCAGAGUUGCAGUGUUAUUCUUUCUUUGUCCCUGAGCCCUGUUCUGUUUCCCUCUGUGAGGGAGGGGAGCUCACUCCAUCAAAGAGUCAGACCUGUUUUUUGUGUUUUCUUCCAUGCUAUCAUUUUUUAUAUUCUGUAUUUGUAUGCUAGUUUUAUUUUAAAAGCAGCAGCUUUAAAUACUUUGUAUGUUUUUUUUCCUUUUCCAUUAUUGUCUCAUGUUACAAAGCCUUCAAAUCAGAACAAGAUUCCAAAUGUUGGACACAUGGGGCCCAAGUAAGACAAUUCAUUCUAAAGGGAUCUAUUUUAUUUUAUUUUAUUUUAUUUCCACAUACAUUUUGAUCAAGUACUGUGAGUAUACAUGUUAAAUUUCAAUAAUCAUGAACCUUCCUACUGACAUGGGACCAUAUGGUUUGCCAAACCAUAAACUGUGUCCUGUCAUAUACUUGAUAGUAGCCCUACAGUUGUUCCUUAGUCUUUGAACUGCAGUGUUUGUAUCCUUUCUGCAAAAACUUGAGAUGCAUUCAUGCAUAUUAUAUAUAUAAAUGUAUGUUUGUCCACCUAACCUCAGUUUAGACAUUAACAAAUGCGUACCUGAACCUUGAAAGAGUUUUUUUGGUUUAUGCCUUAACAGAGCAGACUGACUUUUCUCUCUGAGGAAACACUUAGCCAAAAAAAGCAUUACUGUGAUUGAGCAUUUGAAAGAUGACUGUUACCAUAUUAUGUGUUUGUCAUGGCUUUUUGUACAUACCUUAUAUAUACAUAUUAAAAUUUGCAAUGAACUAA
Epinephelus fuscoguttatus (brown-marbled grouper) is the source of this 2226-nucleotide messenger RNA. It is a transcript of the gene slc25a55a, whose product is annotated as solute carrier family 25 member 55a. NCBI's taxonomy places the organism in Eukaryota, Metazoa, Chordata, Actinopteri, Perciformes, Serranidae. The coding region runs from base 192 to 1190 and encodes 332 amino acids. The transcript is spliced from 10 exons. Gene Ontology annotation, biological process: L-glutamate transmembrane transport; malate-aspartate shuttle; aspartate transmembrane transport. Gene Ontology annotation, molecular function: L-glutamate transmembrane transporter activity; L-aspartate transmembrane transporter activity. The record is from RefSeq and is a predicted model, not a curated record.